Molecule: messenger RNA, 2040 nt
Organism: Penicillium vulpinum
Lineage: Eukaryota; Fungi; Ascomycota; Eurotiomycetes; Eurotiales; Aspergillaceae
Product: Zn(II)2Cys6 transcription factor
Exons: 6
Coding region: 1-2040 (679 amino acids)
Biological process (GO): positive regulation of transcription by RNA polymerase II; DNA-templated transcription
Cellular component (GO): nucleus
Molecular function (GO): zinc ion binding; DNA-binding transcription factor activity, RNA polymerase II-specific; sequence-specific DNA binding
Source: RefSeq, a predicted model, not a curated record
AUGAAGUCCUCGUCAAAGAUCCCAAACACCGAUGCAGUCAGAAAACAGAAAAAGAAGUCCAUCGCCUGCCGGAGAUGCCAUUCACACAAAAUAAAAUGCACCGGUGGUCAACCGUGUCUUAAAUGUCGGCAGGCCGGUUGUCCUACCGAAUGUAACUAUGUCAAUCGCGAUCGUCAAAUUAAAGUGCAUGAGAGUUAUCUCGAGGAUCUAGCUGCAGAGAACCAGCGCUUGCGUGACCAAUUAUCUCAGUCACCUAGAUUCUUAACGCCAAGAGAACGUCAACCGCAAGAUGAAGAUGUGCCCGAACCAGACACAGAUACACAUGUUCGGAAUCCAAUGCUCGGUGAACGGGCAUGGUUCCUGCCACACGACCCUUCAUUACCACCUAUCCACGUUUGUGAAGCAGCAUGCACGGCAUUCGCUACCAGGAUCCGAAAGGUUCUUACCAAGAGCGAGACCACUUCUCAUAUGCCUCGGACGCAAUACACACCAGAAGAUACGUUAAUGAAAAUACGCAAUCCCGCAAUGCAAUGGCCAAGCUUGCCGCAGGCUCGCCUUUUGCUCCAAAUUGUGUUCGCUCAGGUGACCCGAGUGUACCAUUUGGUUCUUCGCAAGUCGACCACUGACCAGCUCGAGGAUGCCUAUCGCAAGAGCAACUUUGACGACCCCGUAUUGACGUGUAAAUUCUUUGCUCUUUUUGCUCUGGGAGAAGUAUAUUCCGCACGAUCAAUCCCAAGCUUUGAAUGUAACGUCCCUGGUGUGGCCUAUUAUGUCAAUGCGAUCACGAUGAUACCCAUCUUGCCGGAGCGACCAAGCCUGGCACAUAUUGAAACCCUUUUACUUUUGUCGCUAUAUUCAUUUUUCUUGAACCGACGCCAUUCAGCAUUUCUGUUGGUCGGAAGCGCUAUGCGUCUAGGCUUGACUGUAGGUCUAAAUCACAAUAUCCCCGAAAGCAAGUGCCCAGACCCCGUGGAGCGUCAGCAUCGGACCAGACUAUGGUGGGCAAUUUACGUAUUCGACCGAAUGUAUGGCUCCAAAGUCGGCUGGCCGAUUCAGAUUUCCGACGCAGACAUCUACGUUGAAAUGCCAUCGAAUGUGCCUGGCGAUAUCCACGACGAUCAUACCUCCGACACUGAAUUCCUCGUUGCCAGUAUUGAGUUGGCCAAGAUCACAGGUCAGGUCAUUGACCGUGUGUACAGUCGAAAAAGGUUCUCGGAGUCUUUCUUACAGCGGGAGCAAAAGUUGCUCAUCUCUCUCAAGGAGUGGUGCUGUGCCCUUCCCCCACAAAUUCGGCUCAAUCGCGAUAGCCCCGUUCCGAAGAAUGUUAUAUCGCUGCAUCUUCAAUUCAACCAGUGUAUAAUGCUAGCCAGUCGGCCGAUCCUUCUGCACGCGCUGAUCCAAGCUACAUCACCAGAGUCUAUUGCAGAGGAUAUUACCCAGACGAAUAUCCGCCAGACCCUGAAAACGCUCAGCGAUGCAUGUAUCCAUGCUGCCAGACAUACCCACUCGCUGAUCGUGGAAGAAUGGACCAACGGAUCGCUCCCAAUCUUUGGAUAUUUCUAUGCUCACUACCUCUUCUCGUCAGCACUGAUAAUGGUUAUUUCCAGCCUUAUAUAUCCCGAGAAUAGCAAUGACUUUGCGUUGUUCGAGGCAGCUUUCGAAAUUCUACGGGCAAUGAGCAGCCACGGAAAUCUUGCUGCGACCGAAUUUUACGAUAAUUUGGAAUCCGUGAAGCAGUGCUUGGAUGAUAUCAGAGGGUCAGGAGGCGGUUCUUUCCAUAGUGAUGUCUCUCGUGUUGUAGAGACCUUUAAUGACCCACUUAGUGUCAUUCCCCCUAACCAACUGGGACUUUUUGGGAAUACUACUGUCUCCGGUAUUCCAGAAGCUACCGUGCCAUCAAACACCGCAAACGACAUGACCUUCCUAGGAGAGAGCAUGGAACAGUUCCUAGCUCAGCCAGGCCUUGAUUUUGACUUGCUGGACCCCUCUCUUACGGAUACUGUAUACUCGUGGCCAAACCUUUCGCUGUGGACUUCAUGA